GGCAGGGGCUUCCUAACGUUUUUUAAAAUCCAGAUUUCUUCUGUGUGUCAAAGGAUGUUCCCAGAGAGCUCCCCGCAAUGUGAGAAGCAAGUUGUCAAGCAUGCUAGGGUGUCUUUUUAUGGCCAAUAGAAGAAGGACCUCAGAAUCCACCCUAUCGGGAUCUAAUUUUAUCUACUCUACCUUGGAUCCAAUGUUAAUUAAUCACAGUGGGCCAGGGUUCUCAAACUUGAGUCAACGAAAAAGGCUUUUGCAGGGAAGAGAGAGAAGAGGAAAUUGCGUCCUCAUCAUGUAUUGUGCUGCAAGGCAAACCUUGAGCACAGUUGGUAUAGUGACUCCUCCUCAGCAUCAUGAUCCCUCCUAAGCCUGCAUCACUUGUUGGCCAAUGAAAAUAAAACUUGGAAUAACCAUUCCAACCUUACCCAUUCCUUCCCUCCAAUGGGAUCAGCAGAUUCAUACACAAGCAGACCAUCGGACUCUGAUGUCUCUCUGGAAGAGGACAGGGAAGCAAUCCGCCAAGAGAGAGAGCAGCAAGCAGCGGUUCAGCUUGAAAGAGCAAAGUCAAAACCUGUAGCAUUUGCUGUUAAGACUAAUGUGAGCUACUGUGGAGCACUGGAUGAAGAUGUUCCGGUACCCAGCACUGCCAUCUCUUUUGAUGCUAAGGAUUUUCUACACAUUAAAGAGAAAUAUAAUAAUGACUGGUGGAUAGGAAGAUUGGUUAAAGAAGGCUGCGAGAUUGGCUUCAUUCCAAGCCCACUUAGGCUGGAGAACAUUCGAAUCCAACAGGAGCAGAAGAGAGGGCGUUUUCACGGAGGGAAAUCGAGUGGGAAUUCUUCUUCAAGCCUUGGAGAAAUGGUGUCUGGCACAUUUCGAGCUACACCCACUCCCACUGCAAAACAGAAGCAGAAAGUAACAGAACAUGUCCCCCCCUAUGACGUAGUACCGUCCAUGAGGCCUGUUGUGCUAGUUGGCCCCUCACUAAAAGGCUAUGAGGUGACUGACAUGAUGCAGAAAGCCCUGUUUGACUUCCUGAAGCACAGGUUUGAUGGGAGGAUAUCAAUAACUAGAGUGACAGCUGACAUUUCUCUUGCUAAGAGGUCUGUUCUGAAUAAUCCAAGCAAAAGGGCAAUAAUUGAGCGGUCGAACACCAGAUCCAGUUUAGCUGAAGUACAGAGUGAGAUCGAACGAAUUUUUGAGUUGGCCCGAUCCUUACAACUGGUUGUUCUAGAUGCAGAUACAAUCAAUCACCCAGCACAACUUAUUAAGACAUCCUUAGCUCCAAUUAUUGUCCAUGUUAAAGUAUCCUCUCCAAAGGUCUUGCAGCGACUGAUCAAAUCAAGAGGAAAGUCUCAAAGCAAGCACUUAAAUGUUCAAUUGGUUGCAGCAGAUAAACUUGCACAAUGUCCACCGGAAAUGUUUGAUGUCAUUCUGGAUGAGAAUCAACUUGAAGAUGCUUGUGAACACUUGGCAGAAUACCUUGAGGCUUACUGGCGUGCCACACAUACUACCAGUAGCACACCCAUGACACCUUUGCUUGGAAGAAACCUAGGCUCUACUGCACUCUCCCCUUAUCCUACUGCAAUCUCUGGAUUACAGAGCCAACGUAUGAGGCAUAGCAACCAUUCUACUGAGAACUCUCCAAUCGAACGACGAAGUCUAAUGACCUCUGAUGAAAACUACCACAACGAAAGGGCUCGGAAGAGCAGGAACCGCUUGUCUUCCAGUUCCCAACACAGCCGAGAUCAUUAUCCACUUGUGGAAGAGGAGUACUCUGACUCAUACCAGGACUCGUACAAACCCCAUAGAAACCGAGGGUCCCCUGGAGGAUAUAGCCAUGAUUCCCGACAUAGGCUUUGAACACAAGAACCUGGGGGGAAAUGGUACUCAUUUGUUGCCAAUUUGCCAUAACAUAGCUAGGCCAAACUAAUCAUCUUGAUUUGGCAGGUGUGGCAUGGUUUUACUAUGCUUACAGGCUGCUGCUGUUUAAUGUUGUAAAAGGGGCAAAACCUAUAGACCAUGCCCUUUAUGUUUAGGAAGAAAUUAGUUUGCCCAGUCACUUAGCUGUGUUUUCUUUCCAGUCCAGUGUUUAAUUUCAAACUGCAUCUUUUCUCUUUUCUCCUCCAUUAGAUAUUAUUAGACACAUCAGUUUGUAACUUAGGAUACCUGUUGAGGCUCAUAUAAAAUAAUUUCCUGCAAUGGAAAUUCCAAAUGACCAGUUCCACUUGGAACCAAUUUAUAAACCAAUUCCUGUUGGAAUUUGGGUGAAAUUGACUGGAAAGUCAACCUGAGCAUGUUGUAGUCAGUUUAAAAAAAUUAAGAUGAAGAACAAGAAAAUUACAAAAUAAUUAUAAGCAGAAAAUAAAAUAAAAGCUUGUUUACUGAAAGGCGAAUUGACACACACAGAACAAACAAUUUUAAUGUAUUUAUUUCAGGCUAACCAAAUGUAAGCCGUCAGUAGUGCCAAAAAUGAUGAAUGAAUGCAGCAAUUAUAUAAUACUUUCCAGUUUAAAAUGUUCUGUUUUGUUUUCUCCCAGCAUAUGUGUUGCAGCAAACUGUAUUAUGCUGAUAGUUUUUGCAUUUGCUAAUGACAAUAUAAAACUAAGGGUAAAGACAGACACAACAUUUAAAAUGCAGCAGAAGUGGUUUGAAUGUUCUUUCUCUGCCUUGAGAACACUUGCCUUGGCCUAUUCACACCUUCAAGACAAGCACACUGAAUAUAUGGAAGAAGGAUUGCACCUGCUUGCACUGCCCUCUGCACAUACAGUAGAAGAUGUGCUCUGCACAUGUAUAACUGUGCAAGCGUAGGCUCUGCACAGUCAGGGUCUCCAGUUAAAAGUGCAGAGCCUUUACAGUUCUACAUGUGCAGCGGGGCGGGGGGGGGGGGGGCGAUCAGCAGGCACAGUCCCGACGUUUGUUCUUCACACAUUGAAUUCAUUCAAUGAAUGUGCUUUGAAGGUGUACAUAGGGCUUCUGUCUUCAUCCUGAAAGAAGGUUCCAGUUCAGCUAGACAUUAAAGGUUUGAAAAUAA
Messenger RNA from Hemicordylus capensis (graceful crag lizard), 3025 nucleotides. It is a transcript of the gene CACNB4, whose product is annotated as calcium voltage-gated channel auxiliary subunit beta 4. The coding region runs from base 436 to 1854 and encodes 472 amino acids. The transcript has 13 exons. Gene Ontology annotation, cellular component: voltage-gated calcium channel complex. Gene Ontology annotation, molecular function: protein binding; high voltage-gated calcium channel activity. Lineage: Eukaryota; Metazoa; Chordata; Lepidosauria; Squamata; Cordylidae. The record is from RefSeq and is a predicted model, not a curated record. Gene Ontology annotation, biological process: calcium ion transmembrane transport; neuromuscular junction development; chemical synaptic transmission.